Molecule: messenger RNA, 1425 nt
Organism: Cuscuta campestris
Lineage: Eukaryota; Viridiplantae; Streptophyta; Magnoliopsida; Solanales; Convolvulaceae
Source: the annotation of a GenBank genome assembly
GUACACGUGUCAAAUUCCCUCACCAAUUGCAACACUGCAUGGCUUUGCAUGUCGCCAUGUUACCCACACUUUCUACUCCAUUUAAACCAUAUUCCAAAAUCACACUAUAUAUAAAAAUGUCCCUUCAUUCAACCUGCACCGUAAGAAAGAAGUAAAGAAAGCUCUGCAACUGCAUUCGUCUUUUCCUAAUUAAUUACCCAUGAGCAAGUUCUUCUUCUUCUUUCUUUUAAUCAUUUUUCCGGUUCUGGGGGUUUCCGCCGGAGAUGAUUGCGGCUAUGUUUCCGGCCGCUCCGAGGGCCAAGACCGGUCGGAGGCCUUGAAGUAUAAGGUGAUAGCGGUGGCUUCAAUUCUCUCAAGCGGGGCGGCCGGCGUCACGCUGCCGCUGGUUGGGAGGACGUUUCCGGCAUUCUCGCCGGAGAGUAAACUGUUCGUCCUGGUGAAGGCGUUUGCCGCCGGCGUGAUCUUGGCCACCGGGUUCGUCCACGUGCUCCCGGACGCGUUUGAGAGCUUGGGCAGUCCGUGUCUGCCCGAGAAGCCGUGGGGCGGUUUCCCCUUCCCCGGCCUGGUGGCCAUGCUGGCGGCGAUCGCCACCAUGAUGGUGGAUUUGGCGGCGACGAGCUAUUACAGGAGGGCCCAAUCUGAUUGUAAUAAGCCCAAGCCCGUUAACGAUGAAGAGAUGUUGGGCCAGCAUCCCGUUCCGGUUCAUACCCACGCCACCCAUGGGCAUGCCCACGGUUCGCUGCCGUCACCCUCCGGCGAGUCCGACAUCACAAGGGGGCGCGUCAUCUCACAAGUGUUGGAAUUGGGGAUCGUAGUUCACUCGGUAAUAAUUGGGAUAUCUUUGGGUGCAUCCGUAUCAGCAAAUACAAUCAAACCUCUUGUCGUGGCCUUGACCUUCCAUCAACUCUUUGAAGGCAUGGGACUUGGGGGCUGCAUUGUUGAGGCACGAUUUGAAGCUCGAGCAACGAAAUACAUAAUGGCAACAUUCUUCUCCCUCACGACCCCAAUCGGAAUUGCAAUAGGAUUUGGGAUCUCAAAUAUCUACCACGAAAGCAGUCCGACAGCCCUAAUCGUGGAGGGCAUUUUGAACUCGGCAUCGGCGGGGAUUUUGAUAUACAUGGCCCUCGUUGACCUCAUCGCUGCAGAUUUCAUGAGUGCUAGAAUGCAACACAAUUUGCGUCUUCAAAUGGGAGCUAACGUCUCUCUCUUACUAGGAGCUGCCCUAAUGUCACUCCUCGCCAUCUGGGCGUAAUUAAUAAUUAUUCGCAAAAAUGAUAAUCGUAUGUUAAUUUACGUACAAAAAAUCAUUUGUAAACUAUGUGUGUUCUUUGAAAAUUAUUAUCUGUGUGUAUACAAAUUCAGGUUUAUAGCAUCGAUCAUUCUUAACUUAGGAUGCAUAAUCCCUAAUAAUUAAUUGUAGUAUAU